This is a messenger RNA of Centropristis striata (black sea bass), 4940 nucleotides long. Its product is annotated as probable G-protein coupled receptor 153. Gene Ontology annotation, biological process: G protein-coupled receptor signaling pathway. NCBI's taxonomy places the organism in Eukaryota, Metazoa, Chordata, Actinopteri, Perciformes, Serranidae. Gene Ontology annotation, molecular function: G protein-coupled receptor activity. Bases 787 to 2811 code for a protein of 674 amino acids. The transcript is spliced from 6 exons. The record is from RefSeq and is a predicted model, not a curated record. Gene Ontology annotation, cellular component: membrane.
UCUUUUCCAUGAAUUAUUUCUUAUUGCGGUUCACUCCCACGGCCACGGAGCGUCUAAACCCGCGAACGAGCCUGUGCUGUCGGGAGCGCGCAGCAAUCAUGUCUCAUCCGUCGCACGCCUCGCCAUACAGCGUCAGAAAAUAAGAAGAAAUUCGUCUUUUACCUAAAAAAAACCAACCCGCUCUUGUUUUUUGCUCUCGUGUUGGCGCGCUACCGCUCGCUUCGUGGUGAAGAAGCUGACAUUUUUCAAAACCAAACCUCCUGUAAUUCACCUUUUUUUUCUUCUCUCUCUCCCGUCAAUAAGACAAAGAGGGCAACAAGAUACAAGAGGAGUACAGCUGUGGUGAUGUGCUGUUUCAGGGCUCAUCCUUCAUUUCGCAGGUCGUUCCCAUAACUUGGUGACGCUGUUCAGUUUUGGGGAUGUAAACGCCAGAAAGACACUUUACCGGAGCUCAGCUGAUGUGACUCAACGAGUGUUUCCAUUCCCCGGAACAAUGAGCCCGAGAGGAGCCUGAAACGUCUGUUGAAAGCCUCAGGCUUGUAAGGGAACUGGCCCGGCUCUUUUAUCCUACCCCUCCAACAUCCCACUGUGUCGCACCACUGCCAUGUCCUUUCCCUGCUGUGGCCAUCCCAUGGAGAGUUCACGCCCACCCAGAUAGGAUGCCUGCCUCGCCUGUCGUCCUGCAUCCCCUCCUGCCCAUCACCACCUCCUCCUUCUCCUCGCGUGUACCUGCUCUUGCCAACAGUUCCUUGCGGCCCCCGAGGCUCCGCCCUGCCCCGCUCCAACAUGGUGGAUGAGGUAACCACCAUGAAGGAUGACGUCAUCAACGCCAACACGCUGGCUUGGCUGGUCUGCUCAGGCGUGUCAAUCCUGGCCAACACUUGGAGCAUCCUCAGCGUCAGUGCCAAGCAAAAAAAGUGGAAGCCGCUGGAGUUCCUCAUCUGCACGCUGGCGGGCACGCACAUCCUCAACAUGGCCAUCCCCAUCACCAUGUACUGUGUCAUCACGCUGCGCCGCCAGCACUCCAACUACGAGUGGAACGAGGGUCUGUGCAAGGUGUUUGUCUCCACCUUCUACACUCUCACUCUGGUCACUUGCUUCUCCGUCACCUCGCUCUCUUAUCACCGCAUGUGGAUGGUACGCUGGCCUGUAAACUACAGGUUGAGUAACACCAAGAAGCAGGCGGUGCAUACAGUGAUGGGCAUCUGGAUGGUCUCCUUCAUCCUGUCCACGCUUCCAGCGGUGGGCUGGCACGACACCAUCCACCGCUUCUACACCUCUGAUUGCCGGUUCAUCGUGACGGAGAUCGGCCUGGGUUUCGGCGUGUGCUUUCUGCUGCUGAUCGGUGGCAGCGUGGCCAUGGGUGUGAUCUGCAUUGGCAUCGCUCUCUUCCAGACCUUCUCCAUUCAGGCAGGCCACAAUGCUGACAAGAACAAAUUCAACGUCCCCACUAUAGUGGUGGAGGACGCCCAGGGGAAGCGCAGAUCGUCCAUCGAUGGAUCGGAGCCUCUCAAGACAUCACUGCAAAUCACUUACCUGAUCAGUGGAAUCGUUUUUAUCUACGACUUCCUGACUGGCUUUCCCAUACUGGUGGUGAGCUUUGCCAGUCUGAAGUUUGACCGCUCCUACAACUGGAUGGUGUUGUGCGUGCUGUGGUGCUCCAUUGCUCAGUCCAUCCUGCUGCCCAUGUUCCUCUGGGCUUGUGACCGAUAUCGGGCCGAUAUCCGCAUGGUGUGGGAAAAGUGCGUCGCCAUCAUGUCCAACGACGAUGUGGAUGAAGAAAACAGCCAAGAUGGAGGAAUUCAUGCCGACUUAAUAUAUGACAGACCAUAUGACUAUAGCUCGGCGCCUGAAAUCGUGACGGUAGACCGUAAUGCCAAGUAUGAGUUCUCAACCUUAGAAAGGGGGGUUCCACAAGGGUAUCCAUUGAGGGAACUACAGGAAGAUAAAAUGCAGUAUUUGCAGGUGCCCCCUACAAGAAGAUACUCCCACGACGAAACCGACAUGUGGACCAGCGACCGGAUCCCCUCAUACCUUCAGCGAUGGGGCUCCACCGAGGACAUGAUAGUGACUGCCCACUACAGCUCCACCUUGCCGCGCCGCGAGAGGCGCAGGAGCAGCCUGGUCUCCUACCACGAGGAGAGCCACCAUCACCAUCACCCGCACCGCAAGCGGCGACGCUCUGAGGACAGUAUGCACAACCUCAAGCACCUGCCACGGGUGGUAUGUGGCGGGGAGCACUAUGAGGACGAACUGCGGUGUUUUAGCCGCGAUGAGGUGAUCAACUUUAUAGAUGAGACGCCGCUGCCGAGCCCCAGGAAGAGCCCACGGCGCACAUCCACCAUCUCACUCAUUCCCAAUGUGUAUGAACAGCACACAGUCCUCCUCCCUCACUUCCCGCUCACAGACUUCGAGCGAGAGCCUCAAGCUCUCAGGCGGGUCUCUGAACACAAACGGAGCAGCAGUCGGGACAACACCCCCGAGGGUUCUCCCAAACCAGACAGACCUGCUGGGAAGAAGAGCCCCGGGGCUUGUGGCUCUGGUAAAGGCUGCCGGGAGCGCAUGCGAGACGGGACACAGCAGCGUGAAGUGAGCUCACCCGGGCGCAGCCAACAGACUCAAGGGCACUCUGCCUGCAGGCCCAGGACAGGUGGUGGAGCCAGGGCUGGUGCUGGAGCUGACUGGAGGCAUCAGAAGCACCUGAACAAGGGUGAAAGUAAAGAAAGCACAAACAGUUUUGUAAGCACACCCUCGGCAUCAUCCUUGGGAUACAUCACCUUUCACUCUGAUUCUGUCGGCUCUACCACCUAAAAGCAAAGCUUUCCCUCGAUUAAUAUCAAUAUUAUUACUGGAGUUAUUAUCAGAAUGAAAACCACUGGAAUAUUGGUGGUCAGGGGAAAGUUGUUUGUCCUUUUUACUUGUGCCACUAUUCUGUUUUACUAUAUAAACCACCAAUAAACAUCUGUUAUACUGAAUGGCCUUGGGGAGCUUUGGACAUCAUUUCUGAACGGGCCUAAUGUUGAUUUCUUAUGUAGGUUGGUGAAAAAGGUUGGGUGGUCCUGUUAUUGAGCUUUCACAUCACAAAAUAUUCACUGAGGACACUUUUUGUUUCCAGCACUGACACAAAUGAACUUUUUUUUUUUUUAACGUGAACAUUCUCACCUUGUUUUUGCUGUUCGAUGUUGUUUCUUAUAAACUGCUCAAAGAAUUGAAGGAGAUAGUUGUUAGGGUGGUGUUUUUUUCUUUCCUUUUUUGCACUUAACAAUUUAAAAAACUCAUUGUAUUUUGUUUUGCCUUUAAUGGCCGUGUGUUUAUGUUGUAUGAACACAUUUGCUUUUAAACCAAACCUUCCUGACUAUUGUCCAUGUACCUUGAGAUUGAUCUAAUGAUAUGACACAGUAUACAUGUUUAUAUUAUUUUGAUCAUGAUGUACAACUUUUCUAUUUACAUUAUUAUUCACAUCACAUGAAAAGCUUUUCUUUUCAAACACCCUAUGUGGACGAAAACAGAGUGGUAUUCCCAAACUCUUUAAUGCCUAAUAGUUUUACAGUUACUGUGUGAGAUAUUGAGAUAUAACGUGAAGACCCCUAAAUUCUUAAUGAAAAUGUGAAGUCAGUUUUUAGAGAAGAUUGACAUGUUAUGUAUAUAUGAAGGAUAUUGGAUUAAUGGUUUUGGUGUUUAUUUUUGUUUAAUGAGACUUUUGCUUGGAACAUAUCCUCCUAAUUCUUAUUAUUCCAAUGUUUGUGUUAACUUUGAAAAACACAAUAUUUUAUAAUUCCAUAUAGAACAUCAGACGGCUUAAAAAGGUGCUUUGUCGCCAUCAGCUGACCAUGUCAGCCUCACCUCUUAGUUGUUUUCAGCAACUUGUUAGAAAGCACCAAUAAUAUUUUUUUAAGUUGCUCUCAAAGAAGGAACCUCUAUAAGAUGUUAACAUGUCCAAAAGUUACAUAAUCUCAGCGUUGAAGCUGACUGGAUGUGUCUUAAUUUGAAUUGGGUUUUUGUACCUAAACCCAUAAAGAUAUUGAACAAAUCAGAAAUAUUGGGAAUAGAAUGAAAAUAACUGCAAAUUAACACUUUAUCGUAAGUUCCAACAAAAAGAAGACAUUACAUUUAAUGUGUUACCUCAUAAUAUGCAUAAUGACGACUAAAGGUUCUGCUAUGGGAGAGUUUUUUGAGUGUAAAGAGACUUUUUUUAAACACCUGCUUGAUUUUAGCCCCAUGUAGUAAUGUACAUUAAAUGUAAGCAUCCCUGAAGCCUCAAAUAAGAAUACUGUGGGAAAAUUGAAGCUCUGAUUCAUUAACGUUCUAUAAAUAUACAUAUUUGGAGAGAUAAUGUGAUUAUUUAAUGCCAUAGCAAAGUAUUAAAGGUAAAGGACAAAAAUAGUGACUAAACAAAGCCCACUGUUAAAAUGUUGACGAGUGUGAACUUGACAAAUAAAAGCAGAACCCGGUUUGGGCUUCACGCCUAACAUGAAUGUAUUUGGACUUUAGGUUUAAGCUUCUGAAGAAAUUAUAAAGAGUAUAAGAACAACAUGAAAUGAAAAUGUCCCCUUUUACAGCAUUAUUAGCUGUGAACGUCUUUGCUAUUACAAUCCAAGUAAUAAAGUUUGGCACAUGUUUUCACUCAUCUGCGGUCAGAUGUUUAGUUUCAAUUCUCAUGUAUUAGUGUACCUCUCACUCAUUGCAGCCUAUUCCAUUGGACUGAGUUAUUCUUUUUAGCUGAAAUGUAUCUUUCUUUGGAAGCAUAACCUCACAUUACCCUGUCAAACUUUGCUGUCAUAGAUUUUUGCAUUUUGUUGUGUUUACAAUAUUGAAGUAUAAUUUUGUAACAUAUUCAAAGAUUUAUGACUCAAAUAUGAAUGAUGUUAGUUGUUAUGAUUUUCUUGUUCAGAUGAUGACUUUGUUAAAAAGAUAUGACUGAUUAAAUUCACAAGAUGAUG